AUGCCCUCCUACUCCUCUUAUCUGGGAGCCUUGGGAGUCCUCGCGACUUGCUUGACGCUGGGCGAAUCUCAGCCAACGUGGAAUCUUGGAAAUGAAUUCCGCCUCAACCACUCCGAGUCGAACCAGAUCUCGAUUUCCCAGCACAACAAGACCAUCUUCUCCUCUGUCGCCGGCCAUAACUUCCUCAGUGCCAGUUCUGGAAAAGACAACUUCGUUGGCUCGGACGGAAACUUCAACAUCACCAACGUCGAUCGGAAUCGUUGUCGCGGCCAGAAUGUCACCCAUAUCGCCCAUUCCCCUCGUCAGGAUAGUCAUACUGGUCGUGAUGUGUCGGUUAGUGGAUAUCUGUUGGACUGUGGACAUCAAUCGGUUGGCUACAGUGUGAGCUUCUGGGUGCCAAAAGAGCUACCUGAUCGUGUCGAGUUCGAUAUAACUGUCCGACCUGGCAACGAGCGCGCUCCGCUUGAAAGGGUGUACUUCAAGUUCGCAUCCGAUGCAUCCGAGGACUUUUACGGAAUGGGUGCGCAAGCAUCUUUCGCGUCCAUGAAGAACCAAACCAUCCCAAUCUUCUCUCGCGAGCAAGGAGUCGGUCGAGGCGACCAGCCAUACACUGCUAUCGAGAACUCUCAGGGCUACUUUAGCGGUGGCGACAGAUUCACUACCUAUACUGCAAUCCCCCAGUACAUCACCACAUCCGGAAAUGUCUUCUAUCUUGGAGAGAAAGACACUGCAUAUGCGUCCUUUGACUUCACACACCCUGCUGCGGUGACGGUUCGAUACGAUGCCCUCACUGUCAGCGGACAGUUUAUGCAGGCAAAGUCGAUGUUGGGCGCGAUUACAAUGCUCACAGAUUAUACUGGAAAGAUGCCUGCUCUUCCCGAGUGGGUGGACAAUGGUGCUAUCUUGGGUAUUCAAGGAGGACAGGACAAGGUGAAGAAGAUUGUUGAUCAGGGACUGAAGCAGAACUGUCCCGUCGCUGGUGUCUGGCUUCAGGAUUGGUCUGGUACUCAUUCCCAGGAAGCUCCUUACGGAAACAUUGAAAUCUCUCGUCUCUGGUGGAACUGGGAAAACGAUCGUGAACUGUAUCCCACAUGGGCCGAAUUCGUCCAAGACCUCCGUCAAGAGCAGGGAGUCCGGACCCUCGCCUAUAUCAACCCCUUCAUCGCCAACGUCAGCACCAAGGAAGAUGGAUACCGCCGUAACCUUUACCUCGAAGCCACCAAGGGCCAUUACAUGGUCCAGAACUCUACAACCAAUACUACUGCUGUUAUCUCUAGUGGUAAGGGAAUUGAAGCCGGUAUCCUCGACCUUACCAACUCGAAAACCCGAUCCUGGUUUGCGGCCGUACUGCGCGAUCAGGUGUGGAAUGCCAACAUCUCCGGUGUGAUGUGGGACUUUGGAGAAUAUACACCCAUCACCCCAGCCACUUCCCUUGCCAAUAUCACAUCGGACGCCUUUUUCUACCACAACCAAUACCCCCGUGACUGGGCCAAGUUCCAGCGCUCCGUGGCAGAGAAGAUGCCACUCUUCGAUGAGAUGGUGACCUUCCAUCGCUCUGCAUCUCUGGGCUCGAACAGACACAUGAACCUGUUCUGGGUUGGUGAUCAGGCUACCCUCUGGACCCUCAACGAUGGUAUCAAGUCUGUAGUGACCAUUCAGGGCCAGAUGGGUAUGUCUGGAUACGCUCACAGCCACUCCGACCUAGGCGGCUACACCACUGUCUUCCACCCUCCAACAGUGGCAAACUCAUCCGGUGCUAUCCCCCGUUCCGCUGAGCUUCUUGGACGUUGGGGAGAGCUGGCCGCUGUGUCCAGUGCAGUCUUCCGAUCCCACGAAGGAAAUGUGCCCCAGGCCAACGCCCAGUUCUACACCAACACCUCUACGUACAACUACUAUGCGUACAACGCAAGAAUGUUCAAGAGUUUGGGACCCUACCGUCGUCAGAUCUUAGACACAGAGAGCAAGAACCUCGGCUGGCCAUUGUUGAGAAUGCCGGUUCUCUACCACCCCAACGAUCAAAAGGCGCGGGAAAUCAGCUACCAGAGCUUUUACCUCGGACGGGACUUGUAUGUCGCGCCAGUUUUGGAUCCUGCAACCAAGACGGUGGAGGUCUACCUCCCUGGUGCUGAGAAUGGACGUACCUUUACCCAUGUAUGGUCUGGAAAUACUUACCAUGGCGGACAGACAGUACGUGUUGCAGCGCCUUAUGGUAAGCCUGCAGUUUUUGUUGUUGAUGGCGCACAGAGUCCAGAGUUGAAUGUCUUCCUUGACUUUGUCCGCAAGGAGAAUGGAACUACCAUUCAGGUUUAG
Messenger RNA from Aspergillus wentii DTO 134E9, 2310 nucleotides. RefSeq lists its product as uncharacterized. Gene Ontology annotation, biological process: carbohydrate metabolic process. The record is from RefSeq and is a predicted model, not a curated record. Gene Ontology annotation, molecular function: hydrolase activity, hydrolyzing O-glycosyl compounds; carbohydrate binding. The transcript has 2 exons. The coding region runs from base 1 to 2310 and encodes 769 amino acids. NCBI's taxonomy places the organism in Eukaryota, Fungi, Ascomycota, Eurotiomycetes, Eurotiales, Aspergillaceae.